AACAGCGAGCGGCGGGCUCGGCACCGAAAAAAACUGGCCCAGGUCAUAGCGGAGGAGGUGCGCGACGUGAAGCGACGGCUGGAAGCAGCCGCAACCGAGGCCUUUCGGUCACGCGUGAAAAAGCUUCAGGCAUCUCUCGCCCAGGAGUCCACUUCCUUGCGGGGCGACCUCGUGCGGGCACAGCAGGAGAAUGAGCGGCUGCGCAGGGAAGUCCAGGCGGAACGCCGUGUCACCGCACAGCGGGAAGUGCACUACACCGAACAAGAGCUGCGAAUACGGCAACUAUCGACCAUUUUGGCACAGCAACAGGAGACUAUCGACCAAACUCGUCGUGGGUUAUUUUCCCCUCGGAAUCGCUCGCCUUCCUGGACAGCCAGAGCUACCGCGACGACGCAGAGAGCAAACGGAGUAGAAGAGUCGCCUGCAGAAGUAGAACGGGGUAGAGAGCCAGCUGGAGGAGAUCCUGUACACGACGACGAGGAAUUUUCAUCUCAGCCUCCCCGCCAUUCCGUACUAGCGAAUGGCCACGCACCAGCACCGCUGCAGGUAGAGAUCCCACAGGCGGCGCGCGGAACGACUCUACUGCAGACGGGAAAUACGGAGGUUUUCGAUAUUUCCUCCCCCGACAGCUCCCGGGGAAGCAAUCGAGGCAGCGUCAUGAACCACCGAGGUGAG
This is a messenger RNA of Amoebophrya sp. A120, 675 nucleotides long. The record is from the annotation of a GenBank genome assembly. NCBI's taxonomy places the organism in Eukaryota, Dinophyceae, Syndiniales, Amoebophryaceae.